UAAUUUUGUUUGGUCAAACUCCUUCACUGGCAUAUAGUGCUAAUAUAAUAUAAGCCGUUUCGCUAUCGAUCUCGAAUCUUCUUCGAUAAUUUCAAAGCCAUUUUCAGAUAAACCCACCUCAAUUUUCUUGGGAUUUUGACACUAUAUGCGCUGAGAAAUACUCCCAAUUGUCAAGAAGAUUAGUACUUGUGAAGGGCACUUGGGCUUCUGCUGCUAUUCUGGGGUUUUAGAAAAUUGAGCUAGAUUUCGAAUAAUGGCUGAAGUAGAAGAGGAGCAGCAGCUGCAGAAUUCAUCAGUUGACCAGGGUGGUACUGAUGAAAUCAUCACUGAAGGCGCUUCAGUUGUUCGUGGAGAACUUCCACAGGAUGAUGCUGGGCCGCCAAAAGUUGAUUCAGAAGUGGAAGUCCUCCAUGAAAAAGUAACCAAGCAAAUUAUUAAAGAAGGUCAUGGUCAGAAGCCAUCAAAAUACGCAACAUGCUUCGUGCAUUACAGGGCAUGGGCUGAAAGCACCCAGCACAAGUUUGAAGAUACAUGGCGUGAACAACAACCUCUUGAGCUGGUUAUAGGAAAAGAGAAAAAAGAAAUGACUGGCCUAGCUAUUGGCGUUAACAACAUGAAAUCCGGUGAGCGUGCUUUAUUUCAUGUUGGCUGGGAACUAGCCUAUGGAAAAGAAGGAAGCUUCUCUUUCCCUAAUGUCCCACCUACAGCUGAUGUAUUGUAUGAGGUUGAGUUGAUUGGCUUCGAUGAGACAGGAGAAGGAAAAACACGAGGAGACAUGACAGUAGAGGAGAGAAUUGGGACAGCAGAUAGAAGAAAGAUGGAUGGAAAUGCUUUAUUUAAGGAAGAGAAACUGGAGGAGGCUAUGCAACAGUAUGAAAUGGCCAUUGCAUAUAUGGGAGAUGACUUCAUGUUUCAGCUGUUUGGUAAGUUCCGGGACAUGGCUUUAGCUGUAAAGAAUCCCUGCCAUCUGAACAUGGCAGCCUGCCUGCUGAAGCUCCAGCGAUAUGAUGAAGCCAUUGCACAAUGUAGCAUUGUCCUAGCAGAAGAAGAAAACAAUGUAAAAGCGUUGUUUAGGCGUGGAAAGGCUAGGUCUAUACUUGGUCAGACUGAUGCAGCUCGCGAGGACUUCCUUAAAGCACGUAAGCUUGCCCCACAAGAUAAAGCCAUUACAAGGGAAUUGAAUUUGAUUGCAGAACACGAGAAGGCUGUCUAUAAAAAACAAAAGGAACUUUACAAGGGACUAUUUGGACCAAGACCAGAGCCUAAACCAAAGUCAAGAAACUGGCUGAUUGUCAUUUGGCAAUGGUUAUUGUCACUCUUUCAUAUGCUUUUCAGGCGUAAGACGCGCAAGGAUGACUAACUGAAUAUGGAGAGAUGUUAUUGUUGAUCCCAAUCUGAGAAACUACUUCCCACCAUUUUACUCUAGCAACAGAACUCUGGUGCUCUAGAAGCUUUUUCAUUGACCUUUGUGUAAGAAAAAAAAAAACUGACCAAAGAAAUAGGGAAGAAAUUUAAUGUUUUGAUUAUGUAAUUUUAUUAGUAAGAUAACACCUUGCUAAUUAUUUCCUCAUUCUGAUUUCAAAUGUUUGCUCAUGAUGCAUGUAUUCUGGAUAUUGCAAUUUCUCUUGGUUUAGAAGUUAAAGUUUUCCCCU
This is a messenger RNA of Solanum stenotomum, 1652 nucleotides long. Its product is annotated as peptidyl-prolyl cis-trans isomerase FKBP42. The record is from RefSeq and is a predicted model, not a curated record. NCBI's taxonomy places the organism in Eukaryota, Viridiplantae, Streptophyta, Magnoliopsida, Solanales, Solanaceae. Bases 254 to 1360 code for a protein of 368 amino acids. The transcript has 8 exons. Gene Ontology annotation, molecular function: peptidyl-prolyl cis-trans isomerase activity; protein binding.